AAAAAAAAAAAACUGACAAAAAAAAAGUCAAGAAACACACUGUUUUCCUCUUCUCUUUUCUUCUCUUCUACAUCAUAGAGAAGACAGAAUUCAGUUUUCACUAGGCCGAGGGAUUCAUUCGAUAGUUGAGGUUGUUUGUGACCAGUUUAGCUUAACUGGGUGUGUUUAAGAGUUUAGAAGAAGUACUCAUCUUAGUUCGUUAAUUCUGUUGCAUAAUCACUCCAUUUUCAACCUACUGCACUAAUUCACAAGCUUCGUCACUUUUCUUGAUUAUCUCUCAUUUGGGUCAGUUUGCAUAUCAUAUUCUUUGGUUUUGGAGUCUAGACUAUGAUGGACUGUUUUUCAUUUUUCCCAUGUUUCGGUAACCGGAGCUCCGAUAGCGACCCACCUCAACUCGACCCAGUUAUCCUCAUCUCCGGCAUUGGAGGCUCCAUUCUCAACUCCAAGGGGAAGAAACUCGGAAUUGAGACCCGGGUUUGGGUCCGGAUCCUCUUGGCGGACUUGGAGUUCAAGAAGAAAAUUUGGUCUAUCUAUAAUCCUCAAACAGGUUAUACUGAAUCAUUAGAUAAAGAUACUCAACUGUUGGUACCUGAUGAUGACUAUGGCCUAUAUGCAAUUGACAUUUUAGAUCCAUCUCCGGUUAUAAAAUGCUUACAUGUCACAGAUGUCUACUAUUUCCAUGCUAUGAUAGAAAUGCUUAUAAAAUUUGGGUAUAAGAAGGGAACAACGUUGUUUGGAUAUGGUUAUGAUUUCAGACAAAGCAAUCGAAUUGAUAAGUUGAUGGAAGGCCUUAAGGUGAAGUUGGAAACUGCUUACAAGGCUUCAGGGGGCAGAAAAGUUAACAUAAUUUCACACUCGAUGGGCGGAUUGCUUGUCUCGUGCUUUUUGUCCCUCCAUAACGAUGUAUUUGCAAAGUAUGUGAACAAGUGGAUUUGUAUUGCAUGCCCUUUCCAAGGCGCACCGGGAUGCAUCAAUGACUCUCUUUUAACUGGAUUACAGUUUGUUGAGGGCCUUGAAAGCUUCUUUUUUGUAUCAAGGUGGACAAUGCACCAGCUGUUGAUUGAGUGUCCAUCAAUCUAUGAGAUGUUGGCAAAUCCAGAUUUUAAUUGGAAAAAGCAACCACUAAUUCGAGUUUGGAGAAAGCAAUCAAAGGGCGGUGAAACUUCGGUUGAAUUGGAAUCCUAUGGCCCUCUUGCGAGUAUAAAUUUGUUUGAAGAAGCUUUGAGGAAGAAUGAGCUAGACUUUGAUGGAAAAAAAAUAGCUCUUCCUUUCAACUAUGCUAUUCUCAAAUGGGCCUCUAGAACUCGGCAAGUUCUCAACAAUGCUAAACUACCGGAUGGGGUCAGCUUCUACAGCAUCUAUGGGACAUCAUUUGAAACACCUUAUGAUGUUUGCUACGGUUCAAAGACAUCUCCAAUAGAGGACCUGUCCGAAAUAUGCCACACUCUGCCAGAGUAUUCCUUUGUCAAUGGAGACGGAACCGUUCCUGCUGAAUCAGCAAUGGCCGAUGGAUUCGAAGCAGUUGAAAGGGUGGCGAUUCCUGCCUCGCAUCGGCAAAUAUUGCAGGAGGAGUCUGUUUUCAAACUCAUCCAAAAAUGGCUGGAACUAGACCAGAAGGUGGUCAGCCAGAAUUCUAAAACAUCUAGAGUUGCAGAUGCUUCUUCAAGUAUGAAUUUUCAAAUGUAAAAGAGAGCCCCAUAUGCUAAUUAAGGACAUUCAUUGUUUUUUAUAUGUUAACAUUGAAUGAAGUUAUUCCAACAAUGUUAGAAUAUAAGUUUUCCAAGAAAAGAAAAAGAAAUCAUCAAUAGCGCCAAAAGGGUCUUAAGUGGUAAGGAAAAUGGUAGUCAUAAUUGAUGAAGCACUGCAUGUGUGUCUAUUUUCAAUUAUUGGAUGAGAUCAACUAGAUUGCAUUAUUCAGAAUUCUUUUAUGUUUUAAUUUGGAAUUAAUAAAGCAGAAUUUGUCAGUU
Molecule: messenger RNA, 1967 nt
Organism: Humulus lupulus (European hop)
Lineage: Eukaryota; Viridiplantae; Streptophyta; Magnoliopsida; Rosales; Cannabaceae
Product: phospholipase A(1) LCAT3
Exons: 11
Coding region: 328-1686 (452 amino acids)
Biological process (GO): lipid metabolic process
Source: RefSeq, a predicted model, not a curated record